AUGGACGAAUUACUCCAGCAGCUCCUCUCCUCACCACCGCCCCCCGGGGCGGACCGUCGCCACGGGAGGCCAGACGCCACGGACCCGGUGGCCCUGGGAUACCUCUCCAGCCUGGCCUCCCUGCCCCUCUCUGCCAUCGAGUCCUCGGAGCAGCAGUCCCUGGCCCAGUCGUCGCACACGCUUCUUCUCUCCUUGCAGGCCCUCUCGAAGCGCUCGCACAAAUCCAUCAUCGAGUCCGCCUCGCACCAUGGGAACCUCAAGACCGCCUUGCCGGCUCUGGCCACUUCGACCGGCGAUCUCAAGACGGCAAUCCCCAAGCUGGACAGUGAGGCCGUCCACUUCUCCACCACGUACCACAAGUCGGCCGAGAACGAGACCCUGAACACCCGCAAGAAGGCACUGCUCCUGUCCAGGAACGUCGAGCGGCUGGAGGACGUCCUGCACCUGCCCACCCUGCUCACGUCGGCCAUCACCUCCGGCUCGACCGCCGCCACAGCCAACUACGCCUCCGCCUUGGACCUGAACGGGCACAUUAGACGCCUACACGCCCUAUACCCAGAGUCGUGCCUCGUCGGCACCGUCUCUGCGCAGUCUGGCGACGCCAUGCGGACCAUGGCCAUGAACCUGGUAUCGAGUCUGCGCACGCCGGGCCUGAAGCUGGCAUCCGCCCUGAGGACCAUCAGCUGGCUUCGCCGCGUCGUUCCGGACUUGGACCCGGACGGCGUCGCCGGGAACGGCGGCGGUCUCGGCGCCCUGUUCCUCGUCUGCCGCCUGGCCACCCUGAUGAACCUGCUGGCCGCCCUCGAACCGCUUCGAGACCUGGCCGACCAAGAGAAGGCGCGGCAACAGCAAAGCGCAGGCGCAGGCGCAGGCUCCUGGUCCGGCGGUCAGCAGACUGAGAGAUACCUCAAGAGAUACAUUGAGAUCUUCCGUGAGCAAAGCUUUGCCAUCGUCUCCAUGUUCAAGAGUAUAUUUCCCUCGCCGACCGGCCAGACGAAAACCCAGGACGGCACGGACGCAGACCCCCUCCAGCCCGUGCCGUCGGCUCUCUCGACCUUCCCACUCCACCUCGUGGAGAUGCUGAUGGAGACAUUGAGGAUAUAUCUGCCGUGCGUUCAAGACCAAGCGUCGAGAGAAAGUCUACUGACCCAGGUGCUAUAUUGUGCCGGUAGCCUGGGCCGGCUGGGUGGGGAUUUUGGUGUCCUCCUUGCAAGCCUGGAUAUUGGCGAGGACGCAGAGGCUGAAUGGGUUGAAGUGGUCAAGCGCCACCGGGUCAUGGCUGGUCGCCUGGAGUCAAUAGUAGGGCAGAAAGAUCGAAGGAGCUCCGAGGUGUCGGUGAAAGCAUAG
This is a messenger RNA of Neoarthrinium moseri, 1347 nucleotides long. RefSeq lists its product as uncharacterized. Gene Ontology annotation, cellular component: COG complex. Lineage: Eukaryota; Fungi; Ascomycota; Sordariomycetes; Amphisphaeriales; Apiosporaceae. Gene Ontology annotation, biological process: intra-Golgi vesicle-mediated transport; cytoplasm to vacuole targeting by the Cvt pathway. The coding region runs from base 1 to 1347 and encodes 448 amino acids. The transcript has a single exon. The record is from RefSeq and is a predicted model, not a curated record.